Messenger RNA from Cetraspora pellucida, 288 nucleotides. The record is from the annotation of a GenBank genome assembly. NCBI's taxonomy places the organism in Eukaryota, Fungi, Glomeromycota, Glomeromycetes, Diversisporales, Gigasporaceae.
AUGAAAGUAAAAGUUGAACUUGAAGAAUCAGGAAGUAUAGAUAAAAAUCAAUUACAAUUUAAAGACGAUUAUGAGUAUAUAGCUUAUCUUACUAACAAGAUUUCAGAAUUGGAGUGGCAAUUAGAAGACCAACAACAAGAAAUAUUGGAAUUAAAAAGAAAAGUACAUGAAUAUUGUGAAGAAAUAAUUCGAAUGAAUAGUCUGUAUCAGGGAAAAUGUGAAGAAAAUAAGAAUCUCAUUAACCAGUGGAGUUCUCAACAUUGUAACCAGCAUAAGCAGAUACAAUAA